This is a messenger RNA of Heteronotia binoei (common prickly gecko), 962 nucleotides long. It is a transcript of the gene BAALC, whose product is annotated as BAALC binder of MAP3K1 and KLF4. The transcript is spliced from 3 exons. Lineage: Eukaryota; Metazoa; Chordata; Lepidosauria; Squamata; Gekkonidae. The record is from RefSeq and is a predicted model, not a curated record. Gene Ontology annotation, cellular component: cytoplasm. Bases 192 to 638 code for a protein of 148 amino acids.
AAAAGGGAGGUGGAAAAGACUGCAGGGAGAGAGGCGAGGAGAGUCGCGGGAAGGAGAGGGGACAGCAAGGGAGGGAAGCCGCCCGGCCCGCGCCAAGCCUGAGGCUGCGUGAGGCAGCUGGCAGGCAGGCAUGCUGCUCUUGUCGUGCCGCCUCCCGCGGUGCUGGCCCUAAAGAGGGUGGGGGUCGGACGAUGGGCUGCGGCGGGAGCCGCGCGGAUGCCAUCGAGCCGCGCUACUACGAGAGCUGGACUCGUGAGACCGAGUCCACUUGGCUGACCAACACCGACGCCGAGCCCCAGCAGCCCAACGGCGGCCCGGAGAACAGCAACGCCGAGGCUGGCCUGAGAGAAACGGGAAUUUUGGAUGAUGGCAAAUACAGUCAGACCUGUGUCACAAAGUCUUCAGUUGCAAGUGGUAUAGCUACUGCUGAAAAGAGAACUCACUGUGGUACACAAUGCACAAAGCCUGCAAGUCACACUACUGGAACUUCAACACAGAAGCAGCAAAAUGGCUUUAGAACAGCAGAGCCCAAAUGGGACAGCAAGAAAAAGGCUACAAAAGAAACCACAAUUAAUGCUGCCAAAAAUAACAGACAAAUGAACAGCAACCGAAGAGUAACAAAGAACCGUGUUAAUUAAGAGAGCCAAGAGAGGAUGAAUGAACUUUGCAAUAUUUUGCUGCACUUUAACUGCUCACUUAAUGUGAAGAUCUCAAAGACGUUUCAUGCUGACUUCCGUGGUGGCCCCUGCGGCUGAGUGCCUUUGGAAAUGCUAUCUGUCUUUUAGCUCUAAGCAUCUGCUAAUACUGGAUUUGGACAUAGCAUACUUUUAGUUCUGUGUUGCCAUCUGGAUGAGACUGGGCCAAUGAGUAGCACAGAAUCUGAAAUAUGUUUCUUUGUUUUUUACUUUGUCACUUAAUGUAAUAUAAUUUAAUAAAAUCUAAAUAUUGAUAUUUCAGAAACA